Chlamydomonas reinhardtii is the source of this 2848-nucleotide messenger RNA. RefSeq lists its product as uncharacterized. Gene Ontology annotation, cellular component: endoplasmic reticulum; cell periphery; membrane. Lineage: Eukaryota; Viridiplantae; Chlorophyta; Chlorophyceae; Chlamydomonadales; Chlamydomonadaceae. The coding region runs from base 419 to 2338 and encodes 639 amino acids. Gene Ontology annotation, biological process: ceramide biosynthetic process; sphingolipid catabolic process. Gene Ontology annotation, molecular function: glycerophospholipase activity. The transcript is spliced from 3 exons. The record is from RefSeq and is a predicted model, not a curated record.
AGCCAAGUCGCGGAGACAAGUCAAGCCGCCGCACCGCGCCUCAUACUGGAUGGCUAAAACUAAGGCAUCCUCUAGGGCUCAGGCACAUGGUUCUGAGCAGCGGGGUACCCCCAGUGGUGCACAAGUCAAUGCUCAUGCAACGUCGUUUCGGCACCUAACGCCAGAGCUGCUCCGCCGCAUCGCCGCGUGCCUGCCGACAAACGAUGUGGCUGCUCUCUUUAAGUUCGCAAACAAAAGCACGGCUGCCGCCCUAACCGACUUCACCGCUGUAGCCAUGGGCGAGACGGCCGCGUGGAUGCUGUGCCCAAAGGAUGGCAUCGUGCCGGCUGCGCACUCGGGCUUGGCUGCCGCGGGCUCGCCGCUCCAUCCCUAGAAGUGGUUCCGCCUGGCUGCCCCCGGUCCAGCUGCCGGGAAGAUUAUGGCGCAGCACUGGAUGGGGCCGCAGCUCUGGCGCGGCCUAAACCUGCGGCAACGGCGCCAGAUGCUUUGCACUGCCGCCUCGUUGGCGCCCCACCACCACGGUGCCCUACGCGGCGUGCUCGCCGCUUGUGGCUGCACUGUGACGCCCCCCGUGAUGGCCGCCGCAGCCGCCGUCGGCAACUGGGACGCCUGCAAACUGCUGGCAGCGCAGUACGGCUGCCCGCGCGACGCGGGUGUGUGCCGCGCGGCGGCGGCGUCCGGCAGCUAUGCGGGGCUGCAGUGGGCGUCAAGGGGCGAGCAGGAGGAGGAGGCGGAGGAGGGCUGGGCCGACCCACAUGACAGCGUGUCCACCUCCUCCGAACCCCUCGCCCUGAUGCUGGCGGCCUGCCGCGGCGGCCGCCUCGAACUCAUGGCCGAGCUUGAGGAGACACGCGCGUACGACCCCGCCUGCGAAGACAUGGACGACAACAUCAACGACCAGCUGCGGCUGCUCCACGCCGCCGUCGACUACUACUGCAUCAGCGAAAGCAGAGCAGCAACCGCCCCCCGUGGCUGUAGCAGCAGCACCGGCAGGCGCGGCGGCAGCGGCAGCAGGAGCGGCAGUAGCAGCCUCGGCAGGCGCGGCCAGGGCCAGCAGGGAGCGGCUGCUACUGGCGAGGAGGUGUUGGAGGCGGUGAUGGACCGACUGGGUGGCGAGCCGGCGGCUAUGGGCCUGAUCCACCUGGUGUCGCGCUGCCCGCUGCCGGUGCUGCAGCGCUUCUACGACCGUGUGCUAGGCCUGGGCGGACACGACGAUGAUGUUGGCGCUGGCCGCGACGGUGGCGGCGCGGGCGGCGACGACUGGGAGGCCAAGACGGAGUGGAUGCUGCGCGAGAAGCUGGGAAAGGGAUGGGGCUGGGACACCGUCGCGGAUGCGCCAAGCCGCUGGCGCGCGGCGGCGGAGCGGCCGGACUUCGUGACGGCGCGGCUGCCGCGGCUGGCGGCGCACGGCGUGGUUAUCAACACGCGGGAGGGCGCGGUGGCGGCGGCGAGUGGGGCGGCGGAGGCUGGGCGGGUGGAGGCACUGCAGCACGUGCUGGGCGAGGUGUGUCCGCGGCUGGAGCUGCCGGCAGCGGAGGUUGCGGCGGAGGCGGAAGUGCUGGAGGCGGCUUUGGAGGGCGGCUCCGCGGCCGUGUGUGUGGUGCUGCAAGAGCACGGCGUCGCGUUCUCGCUGUGCGACGUGCGUAGCGCUGCUGGGCUCGGCCACGUUGAGCUGGUUCGAUGGCUUGCCAGCACGCCCGGUGCCGUGCGGGUGGCCGGUGCCGCGGGCGCGGGUGAUACGGAGGCCCGGGAAGCAUGGUGCUGGGUGUUCUCGCGUGUGGCGGAGGCUGGGUGCGACGUGCCGCUGCUGCGGGUGCUGCACGAGCGGUGCGGCGCGGCGGUGGAUCUGGUGGCGGUGGCGGCUGGCGGCAGCGUGGAGCAGCUGGAGUGGGCGGCUGCGGUGCUGCGGGCAUCGGGGCGGGAGCCCAUGGCUCUGUCGGUUGACGAGCUGUGGCGCGUUGCCAACGCCUGGGGCAACACCACCACCGCCGACUGGCUGGUGACUGCGGGGUUGGUGCCGCUGCCGGCGCUCGAGUACAUCUGCGGCCGCAUUCGGGAAGAGCGCGACAACUCAGGCACUGCAUCGGCAGCCGGCGGUGUGGCCUGGUGGUUGAACGCAAUGAAGCGGUCGGAGGUGGCGGCGUCAGCUGGGGGCGCAGCUGGGGCGGCGGCGGCGCGGGGCGCAGCCGAUGCGGCGCGGGCGGCGAUGUGGCGGCAGCUGGUUGGCGCAGCACAGCAGCGGACGGCGGCGGCAGCCGGGGGUCGAGAGCAGCUGCGCUGGCUGCAGCAGAUGCAGCGUGAUGCAGCGCCGGUCGCGGCGCGGGGGCGGCGGCACUGAGGCGGGGUUAGCCGUACGAAGCUUUGCUGUUUUGAGACACGUUUUGGUGGUGGGGCUGCCAGAGCGGGAGGGCGCAGGCUAGGGCCAGGCCAGCAAGUAUGAGUGCUCGGAGAACAAUAUGAGGGAGAGGAUGAUACAGGCGAUGCAAACAAUGAAGAAUUGUGCAACACAAGCUGCGUGCAGCCACUGACUGCGACUAUUGCGAGAUUUGCGACAUGGGCUGAGGCGCUGAGCACUGAGAAGGGAGCAGGUGCCUGAAGCUGAGGCUACAGGAAACGCCGCUCUGCAUAGGGGAUGCCAACGGGAGUUCCCUAGGUUUACACCGCAGACUCUGCACACGGCCGCGGCAAGUAGCUUCCCUUCGCCGUGCACACCACGGAUGCUGACGUUGCAAGGGCAGGCCUGUGACUCGUUAGACACGGGAAACCGCAAGUCUGGUACUGCGUCCGGUAUGCUGCUCUGGCGCAAGGGCCGGAAUGAGCCUGAUCCACAAGUCGCAACUUGCAAGGC